CCCAAUUAGAAGCUACCAGUCAAUACCCAGCUCCCUCUCCAUUAUCCUAUUUGUAUAAUUCUUUCUUUUAAUAAUGAGGAAUUGUUUGAAGAUAGUGAUGGUCAUGAAGAAACAUUAAUCAAAUGGCAUUUUUGGGGAAAUCUCAGUAUCCCCAGAAUAAAAAUCCCCCUUUUUUCUUUUCUUUUGUUUGCAGGGAAGGUGGGAUUUGGGUGGAGGAGGAGGGGGAGGGGUUAAUGGGAGGAGUCCUUAUUCCAUAAUUAUAUAAAAGGAUGAGAGAAUGGCAAUGUCCUUCUCCUAUGUCCUAUCCAUAUCAUUUUCCCCUUUUCUGGUGAAUUCCUCUUUUUGUUUAUUGUGACAGAUUCUUAUCUUCUUGGUAGUGUUUGGUUAAAUUUAGGCAGAGAGUUUUAAGGGGUUUCCUGGAAAUUUUUAGCUGUGAAACAGAGAGGGAGAGGAAGAAGAGGAAGAGGGUAUAGAGGAAAGGAAGAAAUCACUUUGUUGAGUUACAAAAAUGGCAGGGAUGUUACCAGGGGUGGAGCUAGCUCGAAGGAGAAGAAUUCAUUCUUCUAAUCAAAACGAUGAUUACCGUAACUGCCGAUCUGAUUCUUUCUUUCGGGAGCGUCUUCCACCUUCGAUCAUUGCAACCACCACCACAACAAUGGAUUCCACCACUCUUAUGGCUCGCAUGAGGCUCGAGGAGAAGCUCGGAGGCUUCCGUUCCAGGUGGAAUAAGAAACAUGAACCUCAAUCUCAACCUCCUCCUGUCCAACACAGAAGCUCUUCUCAUGUUCUUCGCCCGACGCAGAUCCACACAAGUGAAACGAGAAACAGAGAAACAGAGGUUUGCAGGAGUAGUCCGCAGUUAAGCCGGAGGAAUUCACAGAGAGAGGUUUGUUCGGUUUGCCUAGAUGAUCUGCAAGGCAAGAGGGAGGUCACCAACUUACCUUGUUCUCACAGAUACCAUUCAGAUUGCCUUCUCCCUUGGCUUGCUUCCCAUUCACAUUGCCCCUAUUGUAGAGCACUUGUUCACUUAUGAUGAUCCUUAUUAUCUAAUAAACCAAAUAAUGAAAAAGGAAAAAAAGAUCCCUUCCUUCUCUUGUCUUCUUGAUGCUCAUGGUGGUUUGGGAUGUGCCACAAUUCUCUGUUUAUCUUUCUUGGUUGAUUGGGUCGAGGUUGGAUCUAACUUCUAAUGCACAGGCAAUUCCAAUAGAUUUUUGGGUUUUAGAAUAAGAUUGUCAAUUCUUGGUAAAUUCUGUUUUUGAGUCUCUCUCCUUUUCUUAUGUUUGUAGAGGAUGAUAACUCUUGUGCCCAUGUUAUUUCUAAAUGGGAUUUACAAUAUCUUGUCAGGGUUUGUUUAAGAUCUCCUACCCCAAGACCUCCUCAAUAUUGUAACUACUUUUUGGCCUGAUGUGGCUUUAUAAAUUGAGUCAUAAUACAAAGGGGCAUGUUUAUGGAGUGCCUAUGAAGUAGUUUAGCCUUAA
This is a messenger RNA of Macadamia integrifolia, 1478 nucleotides long. Its product is annotated as probable E3 ubiquitin-protein ligase RHA4A. Gene Ontology annotation, molecular function: ubiquitin protein ligase activity. The coding region runs from base 509 to 1033 and encodes 174 amino acids. The record is from RefSeq and is a predicted model, not a curated record. The transcript is spliced from 2 exons. Gene Ontology annotation, biological process: ubiquitin-dependent protein catabolic process. Lineage: Eukaryota; Viridiplantae; Streptophyta; Magnoliopsida; Proteales; Proteaceae.